AUGAAGAAAUCUGAUGACAUCAUCUCAUCUUCGUCUGCUAUAGUCAGUCGUGAACAAGAGGCAGAAAAGAAGACAAAGAAGAGAAAGAAUCAAACAAAAUCUGGAAAGGACAACACAAAACAACCAAAAACUAGUGAGGACAAAAAAAGUGUCGAAUCGAUUGAACCAGCCCAAAAUAUUACAUCUUGUUCAGCAUCCAGUACAGGACAAAGUAGUAGCAAUUCUAUAGGAUUUAAUAAUUGGAUGCAAGCAUCAAACAGUGGAUCUAGUUCAUCAACAACUACGAUACCUUUUACCAUAGGAGUCGAGCAACAUAUUUCAGAGAAAGAGAACGAACAACAGCACAAUGAGGCUAGUAACAGCAAUUUUUCCUUCCUUAAAAAAGUUUUUACUCAUAGUGCUGAGUCUUUUCUGUUUGACAACACAAACAGCCAAUCUAGUUUUUUAAUUCCUUCACUUUCAAAUUUAGCAGCAGAGGAAUUAACCAGCAACCACUUGUCAGUUUUUGCUGACUCCAACGCGAAGGAUAAUUUGAAUUUAUCUAGCCAUUCUCUUGGGUUCAACACCCAAAGUGAAAAAGAGUUUGUGACCUCUUCGAUCAAAGAGUCUGAGAAAAAUCAAUGCAGACAAGGAGGACACCAAACAAUGCCACAACAGACAAAUCAAAAUCAUAACGGCGAUCAUGCUGGUCAGAAUGUUCAAACAACACAGGCAACUUCGUUUUUGGAACAAUAUUCGUCGCUGCUUUUUGAUAUGUGUCGAACGGAUGAGGAAAUACGUCAAUUGUUUCUUGAGGCGAAACAUUUAGCUAAAUCAGACGAUCAUUUCAUAUUCAUUUUGCAUGGAUAUAGAUUAGGAGUUUUGUCAGGAUUGCGAAUGGCCAAACAGCAACACAAAUAA
Molecule: messenger RNA, 900 nt
Organism: Naegleria fowleri
Lineage: Eukaryota; Heterolobosea; Eutetramitea; Acrasida; Naegleriidae
Exons: 1
Coding region: 1-900 (299 amino acids)
Source: RefSeq, a predicted model, not a curated record